This is a messenger RNA of Aspergillus mulundensis, 225 nucleotides long. RefSeq lists its product as uncharacterized. The transcript has 2 exons. NCBI's taxonomy places the organism in Eukaryota, Fungi, Ascomycota, Eurotiomycetes, Eurotiales, Aspergillaceae. The record is from RefSeq and is a predicted model, not a curated record. The coding region runs from base 1 to 225 and encodes 74 amino acids.
AUGUUGAAGGACCUCCACCACAAUAAGGGCACGAUCCCUGGGCCUCCGGUCGGCGAGAAGAAGCCAGAGUCUUCCGACGACACAGCAGGCGCCGGGGCUACAAUCGCAACAGGAACAGCAGCAGCCUGCCUCUACGCCUACGUCUACGUCUACGACUACGACUACGACUACGUCUGCGUCUGCGUCCGCGCCUACGUCUACGGCGGUGCCUUCACCUACGUCUAG